AGGAUAUUUUUCGUCGUCGGUCGUCGUGUUUGUAUUUAUUCGUGUCUUCGCGUAUGGUAUAGCCGAUACUUCAACAUUUUUAUAUUUUGGAUAACUAUUCCGCUCUUUUAAACAGCUCUUUAGGAAAACCAAGCAAAAAAUAUUCAUACAUGUGUCCGAAUGGCUCUGAUUAAAGUAUCCCUUGCAGUUGUGUCAGUUCUUAUUCUCGGAGCUGACAGCAAUAGUCUUCAAAAUUUCAAACAUUGGAAGGAUAAUGGGAAUAGUUUAGAACGUUUAACAAGUUCUAUAGAGGAUACAGAUCACUCCAAACUCCACCCCAUAAAAAGACGAAUAUAUGAUAGUGUGGGUGGCAGCGUGGGCGUUGGCCGUGGUGGUGGUGUGCCGUCUGUUCCGUGGCGCGGCCGAUGGUUUCCUGAGGCGCCUGCGGCUGCGGCGUCGCCUGCGGCACAAGGCACCGCCAGCCGCACCUCUGCCACUACAAGUGCAAGUACCAGCCGUAGCCAUCUGGAUACAAUGAGCCAAGUCGAUGCUGCCUGCGACGACGGCAAGACAAAUCUAACUUUGGACUGGUCUGGCUCCGUUGAGAACUACACCUGCUUCUUGGACAUUUUCCCUCCUGAUCCUGAAACUGCAGCUUUUAUAAUGCGUGAUUAUAUCCCCACUCAAUACCAUGCUAUGCAUGAAUGUAUGAACAAGCCCAUACACUACACCUCCAAUCUACCGACAUUUGGUACGCACAGACCUGUCUGGGCAAGAUAUGGUGAAUAUAAAUUUCUUCCACGUCAAAGGUGGCUGCACAACUUAGAGCAUGGAGCCAUUGUAAUGCUGUACCAUCCUUGUGCCCAUCCGUUGCUUGUGAGGGAACUAAAAGAUAUUGUCAAGUCGUGUCUGUACAGGCAUGUUAUCACACCGUACAAUCUCCUAUCACCGAUAAGGCCGCUAGCACUGGUGGCCUGGGGCUGGGCCAUGACCAUGUCAAUGGUAGAUGAGGAGAGUGUGCGUCAAUUCAUCACUGCGCAUGCGCUGCGCGGCGCCGAAAACAUCACCACCGACGGUCAGUACGACCAUUUGCUACAAGAUGCCGCUACCAUCGUCACCAGCGAACAUGACUCCACUGUCUGUCCUCCUCAGAUGUACUUUUAGAAUUGCAGUGACUAUAAAUGAUUAUAAUAGUUUCUGUAUCUUGAAGGCGCCACUCACUCUUCUAAUCAGAAACUGAAUAAUAUUCAUCGGUAAUCUUGGUGUUUAUUCACUCAUAUUUCUAUCGAAACUAGCUACACAGAGAAAACUUAUACGAUUAAUUUUAAGAUAACUAACCUUCCGGUAGUCGCGCCCUACUCAAUCACACGAGCAGUCGCGUGUUGUAAUUUUUACAACAUCCAAUUUUCCAAGUGUUAUGUACUCUGUUUACCGUCAAAACAUAUUAACUAAUUGUGUAAUUACUUACUCAUCUUCUUGUAUUAUUUUACGCCUAUGAACAUUUGGAUGAUUACCAUUUCAUAGCUCAAUAAAGUACAUCAAGCAAAGCCAUCAAUUUUGUGUUAUUGGUUCGUUUACAGUCCCCGUAUACAGUCUUUCCCUAUCUUAUACACAGUGCGACUUAUGCACUGUCGCGACUAAAUGGCACCUAAAGACUGAACCAUUGCUCGGUUGAUACUGCAACUCAGUGGAGUGAUGGGGAGAAAGAUUUGGAAUGCAAAGGCGACUCAUUUACUGACACUACCCCAUUCAAUAGUUUUGUGCAAAAAAACUGACACUGUUGUACUUUUUACAACAGCGCUACUGCCUGAAGGUUAAGAUUGUUUUCCCUAUGUUAUUAGUGAAAGAAUAAGACGUUGAUGUUGUCAAUACCACUUAACUUUGGACAUUUAUUUAGACAACAUCAGCGUUUUAUUCUUUUAAUAUUAUGUAGAAAUACCACAUUUUUUCCUAUACUCAGAUACUACAGGAUGUUUCAUUUAAAACAGAACCCGUUGCUCAUUAGCUUGAACUGAAUGUAUUUAUUUUGGAAAUGUAUUUAAUUUGUUUAAAACGGGUAAAAUACUGUUUCUAAUGUUGGUAUAAAUGGAGCUAGAGUAGGGAUGGCUAUUUAUUCCUUGUGCAUAGCAGUUGGUCUACUGAAAGUCAAGCAUUUCCGUUGAAACGUUGUCACAGGAAUUUGCUACAGGAAUUUUUUGAUAUAAGGAUUGUGGCCAUCACGUUCCCCUGAUCUCUCUAGCCUUAACUUCUUUCUGUGAGGCUACUUGGAAGAAAUUGUUUUCAGGAUCAAUCCUCAUUACUGAAAUUGAAAACAAACAUUACUAAUGCUAUUCAUGAAAUAGAGAAAUACUGAAAAGAGUCAGGAACAAGGUGAAACGUGUUGAUAAGUGCAUUGAAAUGGAUGGACAACAUUUUUAACAUCUGCUGUAAUUUCGUAAUUCAAGUGUUUGUCAAUAAAUUAUUAUUUACACAUCGAACUAAGAGUUGGGUUCUGUUUAAAAUAGAACACUCUAUAUUAGUGCCGUUUGCACUGUGCCAGUUUAAACGGAUUCUCUAUCUGAACGAAUGAAAAAGUUCUAUUUAAAAUAAAAAGAACCUGUUUCAAACUAGAUUUAACUUAUGUUUUGAAUUCAUUUAAACUGGAUUAAAUCCAUAUCAAGUCUCGUUUUUUAAUGUGGUUCAUUUUGAGUUUAAGCUACAAGCUGAUUCAAUUCAGUUGAAGUUUUCACUGUGCAAACAGCCCUUAUAUAGGGUUUUCAAUACUUUUUAAAUCAGAGAAACUAAAUUAAUUAUAAACGGUUAUUUUAGAGUAGUUUACAUUAACUCAAUUUUCUAUUAAAAAUUGCAGGGUUAGUUGAACUUCCAUAUAAAACUUUCAAUUCUAUUUAUUUUUCUAUGAAAUAUUUUAUUUUUGUUUUGUUAAGAUUUACUAUUAAUAUUAAAUAUUAAUAAAUUUUAUGAAGAGAAAUUAUCUAUCUAUCGAAAAUUACAGGGCUAUUACUUUAUUCAUGUUUUUAUGAAUAGUGAUGACGACUAGUCAUUUUGAUGUUUAUGACUUAAAAUAAAAACUUUAGAAUUAUUAAAAUUCUUUAUGAAUGAAGCUGACUCUUGCAAGCGGUCUAGAGGAAUAUAAGAAUAUUCUUUAAUAUAAGAAUAUUCAAAAAAUUAUUUGCACUACUACAAAUAACUAAAGAUUUAUUAAAAUUUAUAAGGUUUAUAUAUUCAUCUAUUUUUCAAAAAUUGUAGGGUUAUUUUAACUGUUCUCGGAUAACACUAUCGAUUUUCAAUUGCAUAUUCCCUUUCUAAUUUCAGAUCUUAUCGAAACUGAAGAAUUGUUUCUAUUAUACAUUUAUGGAGCUCCCUGAAAGAGUUUAUUACUAAUAUUUUAAUGCUCUUUCCAGCUAGGAGUCAUGGCAAUUAGAUAAUAGUCUUGCAAAACUCUUGUUACCAGAAACUAAAGAUAAUAGAUAAUUUUAGUUUUAAUGCACUUAAUUUCUAUAAAAAUCGACAGGUUAGGUGUACAUUCCAUCGUGCAAUUUUUUCAUUUUUCUAUUUAUAAUUCAAUUAUUCUAUGCUCAUGAUACUUAAGACUUAUUUAAUAAGAAAACGUCUCUAAAACUGACUGUAGAAGUUUUUGAGAUAAUAUUAUUGCAUGAGAAAAUUUCUCUAAAACUAACUGUAGAUGUUUUUGAGAUAAUAUAGAUUAAAGAAAGACUGAUAUUGUCAAUUCUAAAUUCCAAUUUAUAGUCUAGAUUUUUUGAAAUUUAGUUAGCC
Nilaparvata lugens (brown planthopper) is the source of this 3753-nucleotide messenger RNA. RefSeq lists its product as uncharacterized. Gene Ontology annotation, cellular component: cytoplasm. The transcript is spliced from 8 exons. The record is from RefSeq and is a predicted model, not a curated record. The coding region runs from base 160 to 1143 and encodes 327 amino acids. Lineage: Eukaryota; Metazoa; Arthropoda; Insecta; Hemiptera; Delphacidae.